AUGACAACGCGAUCUCGAACAUCUGCAAUACUCGGCCAGAUCCGUGCCAUGAGUGAAACGUCUAAGACCAUAUUUUUUGGGCCCUAUGAGGUGACUGAUCAGGUGUUCCACGAGGCAUCUCUAUGCUAUGCCUUGGUCAACAUAAAGCCUAUACUUCCUGGCCAUGUUCUUGUUAUUCCAUACAGACAAGUUCAACGUUUAACAGACCUCACUGAGGCUGAGGUAACCAACAUCUUUACAACCGUGCAAAAAGUACAAAAGAUGCUAGCAAAAAGAUAUUUCUGUGUACAUGGACAAGCACAUGCAAACCCUGAAGACGGUAGCUUCAACAUUGCAAUACAGGAUGGAAAAGAAUCAGGUCAGACUGUGCCACAUGUUCAUUGUCAUGUGAUUCCACGACCCAAAGAUGACACACUGGGAGACGAGAUUUAUCAAAAGCUACAAGGGGAAGAGGGAAAUGUUGGAGGCGGCUUCUAUGACGUCAAUCGACCCAAACAGUUUGGUCAAUUUCCUCCACAUGUCGACGCCAAUCGAAUACCGCGGACAAAAGAAGAAAUGCAGUGUGAAGCCCUAAUUUUCAAAAAAGAAAUGGCUUCGGAAGAAAAGUAG
This is a messenger RNA of Blumeria graminis f. sp. triticale, 609 nucleotides long. The record is from the annotation of a GenBank genome assembly. NCBI's taxonomy places the organism in Eukaryota, Fungi, Ascomycota, Leotiomycetes, Helotiales, Erysiphaceae.